Heteronotia binoei (common prickly gecko) is the source of this 2303-nucleotide messenger RNA. Its product is annotated as serine/threonine-protein kinase PAK 4-like. NCBI's taxonomy places the organism in Eukaryota, Metazoa, Chordata, Lepidosauria, Squamata, Gekkonidae. The transcript has 9 exons. Gene Ontology annotation, biological process: regulation of MAPK cascade; intracellular signal transduction; protein phosphorylation. Gene Ontology annotation, molecular function: ATP binding; protein serine/threonine kinase activity. The record is from RefSeq and is a predicted model, not a curated record. Gene Ontology annotation, cellular component: cytoplasm. The coding region runs from base 1 to 2256 and encodes 751 amino acids.
AUGCAACGGUUGGUGGAGACCAGAAUUGUUGGAGCGUUUUCAAGUCUUGCCAAGCGCUAUUGCCACGGGGCACUGGGAGGAAUUGUGGAUUUGCACGUCCAGCUGGCAGCUUGCUAUCCCUCUCACUGUGCACCAGACCUCAAGGGCGGCAGGAGAGGAAACACCGGCCCACCCCAGACCAACGAGGACGUGGCAUCGUGUCACAGCAGUGUCUGCCGCUGCGAUCAUGUCAAGCACUUACCAAGCAUCUUAAUUUCUUCCCCCCCCUCCCAUUUUACGUUGCUUAUCUUAUUAUUUUUUUUUGUUUGUCUGUGUGUGUCGUACCGUCUCAUCCCUCCCGCUCCCCCCGCCGCCAUUUUCUGGUGCCCCCCCCGGUGUGUAAAGACCAUCGUGCGAGGGAACAGAACUGCCAAAGAUGGCUCCCUGGCCUGGCUGCUGGAUGAGUUUGAGAACAUGUCCGUGUCGCGCUCCAAUUCCCUGCGCAGGGACAGCCCUCCCCUCCCGGCCCGGCACGAACAGCUGUACCAAGAGAACGGCCUAAGCGAGGCUUGGCUCAAGCCGCGGCCACCGCCGCCCCCCAGCGAGGAGGGGAGCCGGAGCCGAGAGCGCAAGGAGCGGAGCCGCCACACCUCCCGGAGUGAGCAGGAGCACGGCAGAGAGAGAAGCAGGGAGAACAGGACUGCUGGGGGGCAACACCCCCGGGGGCAGGAGCCCCCAGGCAAAGCUCACCAGCCCCCCAGCCACCGGCCACCCCCUCCUGAGUACCACAAGGUCUCCUCGGAUGGCAGGCACAGAGCCCACGAGCGGGACGGGAGAAAGGAGCCCUCGUGGGACAAGGAGCCGUCCGACCGCGUGGUCAGGAGGGAGCGUGCUGACGGCCCUGAGAAAAGACCCAAAUCUACAUACACGGGAGCGACCAGCCCACAGUCCCCCCGGGAAAAGCGGCCUCUUUCAGGACCAAAUAUCCGGACCCCGAACAUCCCCAUCUCGGAGGGGGUCAUGAAAACAGCACAGCAGACUGGGCGUCCUUUUAACACGUAUCCACGAGCUGACACCGAUCCCGUCCGGGGCUCUCAGGGGGAGCACAGAGCCGGGAAGCCCCAGGAAAGCACCUCCAACGGCCCCAUAGGCGAACACAGCGGGUCCUCGAGGGUCCCGCCGUCAGGCCCCCUGAGAUCCAGAAACGCAGAGCCCCCUCCCGCCGGACUCCCCCAGCACGCCUCUGACCCCCAUCUGCUACACACCCCCCAGCCCGCCCCUCCGCCCUCCUAUUCGCAGCAGCCGCAGCCGGCUCCACCGCACCAGCCCCCUCUCCCUCCUCCCCCGGCCCCACAGCAGCAUCAACCCCGCUCCCCGCAGCGCGAGCCCCAGCGUGUCUCGCACGAGCAGUUCCGGGCGGCCCUGCAGAUGGUGGUGGACCCCGGCGACCCCCGGAGCUACCUGGACAACUUCAUCAAGAUCGGAGAAGGCUCCACGGGCAUCGUCUGCAUCGCCACCAUCAAGAGCUCCGGGAAGCUGGUGGCUGUCAAGAAGAUGGACCUGCGGAAGCAGCAGCGGCGGGAGCUGCUCUUCAACGAGGUGGUGAUCAUGAGAGACUACCAGCAUGAGAACGUGGUGGAGAUGUACAACAGCUACCUGGUGGGUGACGAGCUGUGGGUCGUCAUGGAGUUCCUGGAGGGAGGCGCCUUGACCGAUAUCGUCACGCACACCAGGAUGAAUGAAGAGCAGAUUGCAGCCGUCUGCCUCUCUGUCCUGAAGGCGCUCGCUGUCCUCCACGCCCAGGGAGUGAUCCACCGAGAUAUCAAGAGCGACUCCAUCCUGCUCACGCAUGAUGGCCGGGUCAAGCUCUCUGACUUUGGGUUCUGCGCGCAAGUGAACAAGGAGGUGCCGCGACGCAAGUCCCUGGUUGGGACGCCUUACUGGAUGGCUCCGGAGCUCAUCUCCCGAUUGCCCUACGGCCCAGAGGUGGACAUCUGGUCCCUGGGCGUGAUGGUGAUCGAGAUGGUCGACGGGGAGCCCCCCUAUUUCAACGAGCCCCCCCUGAAGGCAAUGAAGAUGAUCCGAGACAACCUGCCCCCCAAGCUGAAAAACGUGCACAAGGUGUCUCCUUCCUUGAAGGGCUUCCUGGACCGCUUGCUGGUCAGAGAUCCGGCCCAGAGGGCCACGGCCACUGAACUCUUGAAACACCCCUUCUUGGGGAAGGCUGGGCCCCCCUCCUGCAUCGUGCCACUGAUGAGACAGAACCGGAUGAGAUGAAAGGGGCCGAAGGAACGGGGCAUCUUACCAAAGAGAGGGGGGGCGGA